ACUUCUAUAAUUAAGGACAUCAUUAUUUUCCCACCACCACCAUUGCUAAUAUGGACGUAAAAUUUGAGGAAACAACCAUAAUUCACCCGUCAACACCGCCUUUCAACGAUGAUCAUGUCCUCUCUCUGUCCCACCUAGACACUGACAUAAACCUCCAUGUCACAUUUCGUUACCUUCGGGUCUACGUAAACGACCCGGAUAACCAAACCCGAGAACGACCCGACCCGUUUCAUGUUGUCACCUCUUCUCUCUCCUCUGCCCUCAUCCAGUACUACCACUACACGGGUAGCCUCAUUCGUCGUGUUCAACACGACGAUCGCCUGGAGCUCCACUGCCAGGCUGGUAGUGGGGCCCCAGUGACACGAGCUGUGGUUGCAUGUACCUUGAGUGAAAUGAACUACCUUGACGACCCAGAUGAGAGUUUCGUCGAAAAGUUGGUACCCGACCCGAGAGGUGAAGAUGCAUUGACCCGACCGUUUAUUCUCCAAGUGACCCGGUUCAAGUGUGGCGGGUGGGUUCUUGGAGCUGCGAUCCAUCACACGUUGUGUGAUGGACUCGGGGCUACUCUUUUUUUUAAUGCAAUGGCGGAACUAGCUCGUGGGGCGAGUCAGGUAAAGCUUGAACCUGUCUGGGCCCGGUCAAGUUUGCUCGGGCCCAGGGACCCGCCCCGAGUCGAGUUCCCGUUUCUUGAGUUUCUAAGUUUGGAUAAAAACUCUUUGCCAUAUAUGGAACCGAGUAAACCUGCGGUUCGAGAGUGUUUUAAAGUGAAGGAUGAAUGGUUGGACCGGCUUAAGGGUUUUUUACGUGAACAGUCCGGUUCAAAUUAUACUACUUUUGAAGCAUUGGGAGCUUUUAUAUGGCGAGCAAGGGUAAUGGCUUCUAAAAUCCCAAGUGAAGAGACAGUCAAAUUUGCAUAUGCAACAAAUAUAAGAAGAACAAUGAAACCACAAUUGCCCCAUGGCUACUGGGGAAAUGGUUGUGUGCCUAUGUAUGUUCAACUCCUUGCACAAGAACUUGUAAAUCAGCCACUGUCAAAAACUGCAGAUUCAAUCAAGAACAGUAAAUUCAACACGACCGAUGAAUACGUUCGAUCGUUCAUUGAUUUCCAGGAGCUGCAUUACCACGAAGGGAUCACGGCAGGUGAAAGGGUGAGUGGUUUCACUGAUUGGAGGCAUUUGGGACAUGCCACUGUUGAUUUUGGAUGGGGUGGUCCAGUGACUGUUUUCCCACUUUCUAGACACUUAGUUGGGAGCAUUGAGCCUUGUUUUUUCUUGCCUUAUUCUUCUGCUAGUGAAGGGAAAAAAGAUGGGUUCAAAGUUUUGGUGUAUUUGCAAGAAGAAGCAAUGGUUGAUUUCAAAAAAGAGAUGGAGAAAUUGGAGCAUAUUAUUGGUCUUUCUAGAUUUUAGUUAUUUGAGGGGUUUGUAAGGAAAUUAAUUAUGUGAUUUUGUUUUAUGAUUUUAAUAUGUAAGGUAGUAUAAGAAAUCAAGAAUGAUCAUCAAA
This is a messenger RNA of Lycium ferocissimum, 1500 nucleotides long. Its product is annotated as taxadien-5-alpha-ol O-acetyltransferase-like. The record is from RefSeq and is a predicted model, not a curated record. The transcript is spliced from 3 exons. NCBI's taxonomy places the organism in Eukaryota, Viridiplantae, Streptophyta, Magnoliopsida, Solanales, Solanaceae. The coding region runs from base 51 to 1406 and encodes 451 amino acids.